AUGGAGAUCGACAUGACAGCUCCCGUGACGACGCGGGUCAACCCCGGAGAAGGACCCAACUGUGAGAACAACUUCACCAUGAGCUUCUACGUCCCCGCCGCCCACCAAGACAACCCGCUCACGCCCACUAAACCUAACAUGCACAUCGAAGAGGUCCCCGCCGCCCACCAAGACAACCCUCCCAGGCCCACCAACCCUGACGUGUACAUCGAAGAGAGACCGGAACUGCACGUCUUCUCCAGGUGGUUCCAAGGGUUCGCCAGCGACAAGACCUGGUGUCAGCCGGCGAGGAAAGCAUCUACUUCCAGACUUCGUUAUCAUUGA
Messenger RNA from Penaeus vannamei (Pacific white shrimp), 324 nucleotides. Lineage: Eukaryota; Metazoa; Arthropoda; Malacostraca; Decapoda; Penaeidae. The record is from RefSeq and is a predicted model, not a curated record.